Molecule: messenger RNA, 3153 nt
Organism: Theobroma umbraticum
Lineage: Eukaryota; Viridiplantae; Streptophyta; Magnoliopsida; Malvales; Malvaceae
Gene: KT1
Product: potassium transporter 1
Biological process (GO): potassium ion transmembrane transport
Cellular component (GO): membrane
Molecular function (GO): potassium ion transmembrane transporter activity
Source: RefSeq, a predicted model, not a curated record
AGUAAGAGGAAUAAAGAGCAUUGAAUGCAUUUUGCAACUUCUUUGGACACACAUCACUUGCCUCUUCACUACUUACUGUUUACUUCCUACAUUCUCUCUAAUUCUCUUCCUCUUUAUAUUCCCUCUCAAAGGUUUUGCUGCUCUUCCAAUCAAAAUUUGACCUCCUUCCUUCUACCUUCCUCUUCCCUUCUGUCUCUUUCAAAGCCAUGAAUAAUCCAUCAGAAGAGUUUCUAGAACAGGGAAUAUCUCAACAGACUUGGUUCCCUUGAGCUUGUGAGUGAUAGUCAUUUCCGGGAGCUUGCUCUCUUGGAUGAAUGAUUAGUGAAAAUGCUUCUCUAUAAGAUGAGGUGUGGGGGUUUGAAAAUUAGGAAAUGGGAAUCUAAUGGAAGGACAGAAGCUGCUUACUUGCUCAUAUUUGCACAUUUCUCCCUAAGUUUGAGUUGGGUUUUCGGUUUUCUGUGUCUCUGUGUUGUACUAGUCCUGGAAAAAUUUAGAGAAUUGAACCUGUGAGUUAUUCCAUUGCAUUACUUGGGAAAAUAGAGGAUGUCAUAUUAAGCUUUAUUGUAUACUAGAACUACACCUUGAAAGGUGUCCAAGGAAGCGCUGUCAGCCUGAGGCAGAAUGAAGUUAUGAAUUUUAUGGACUCCCAGAUUCAAUGCAGGAAGCUAAUUUUUGAUAAUACUGCUUGUCUCGUUUAUCUUUCUACUGGUUUUAUCGGUGAGGGGGGGUUGAAACAUUGAUAGAUUUUGGUUUUCUGGGUCAGAACUUGAGGAAGGCUUCUUGCAUGACCGUGGUUACUUUAGCUUAUCAAAGCCUUGGAGUUGUCUACGGUGACCUCAGUACCUCUCCUCUCUAUGUUUACAAGACCACCUUCUCAGGGAAGUUGAGCCUCCAUGAGAAUGAUGAGGAGAUUUAUGGCGUGCUUUCCUUUAUCUUCUGGACAUUUACUUUCAUUGCUCUCUUUAAAUAUAUCUUGAUUGUGAUGUCAGCCGACGAUAAUGGUGAAGGUGGUACCUUUGCAUUGUAUUCUCUUCUGUGCCGGCACGGGAGCCUAAGCAUUCUACCAAAUCAACAAGCUACAGAUGAAACGUUGUCGGCAUAUGCAACACAUGGAUCCAUGGAGACAUGGCAGAGCUCUGCUCUGAAGUCAUUCUUUGAGAAACAUCCUAGAUUUCGUAAAGGGUUGUUCAUUUUUGUUAUUCUGGGAACCUGUAUGACGAUUGGUGAUGGAGUACUCACACCUACAAUAUCAGUUCUUUCAGCAGUUUCAGGAGUCAAACUUAAGAUCACAGCACUCCAUGAGAAUUACGUUGUUUUGCUCUCAUGUGUCAUCAUUGUGGGGCUAUUCUCGCUUCAGCAUCAUGGAACACACAGAGUUGCUUUCAUGUUUGCUCCAAUUGUCGCAGCAUGGCUUCUGUGUAUAAGCAGCAUUGGAAUAUAUAACAUAUUUAGAUGGAAUCCACACAUAUUUCAUGCACUUUCUCCAGUUUACAUGUUGAAGUUCCUUAAGAGCACAGGCACGGAAGGAUGGAUCUCAUUAGGAGGAGUGGUUCUUUCAAUCACAGGUGUGGAGACAAUGUUUGCUGAUUUGGGCCAUUUCUCUUCGCUGUCAAUAAGGGUAGCCUUCACAUUUCUGGUGUAUCCCUGUUUGGUUCUUGCAUAUAUGGGUGAGGCUGCUUUCCUCUCUAAGCACCACGAAGAUAUCCAGAGGAGCUUCUAUAAAGCCAUACCAGAAGCUGUUUUUUGGCCAGUGUUCAUUGUGGCCACUUUUGCUGCUGUUGUUGGAAGUCAAGCCGUAAUAUCAGCUACCUUCUCCGUUAUAAGCCAGUGCUGUGCACUGAAUUGCUUUCCCUACGUGAAAAUCAUUCAUACUUCAAGCAAAAUAUAUGGGCAGAUAUACAUUCCAGAGGUCAACUGGAUAUUAAUGUGCCUCUGUUUAGCCGUGACAAUAGGAUUGAGAGACACCAACAUGAUGGGUCAUGCAUAUGGUCUGGCAGUGACUACGGUAAUGUUUGUCACAACCUGCUUGAUGGCAUUAGUGAUGAUAAUCGUCUGGAAGCAAAGGAUAGCUAUUGCCGUUGCAUUCUUAGUAAUUUUUGGAUCAAUGGAAUUGCUUUACAUCUCAGCAUCUGUUUACAAGGUUCCUGAAGGGGGUUGGAUUCCACUAGUGCUUGCUUUCAUCUUUAUGGCUAUAAUGUAUAUAUGGAACUAUGGAAUGACUAAGAAGCACGAUUUUGAUGUGGAGAACAAGGUUUCAAUGGAUAGGAUAGUGGCUUUAGGUCCUAGCCUUGGCAUGGUAAGGGUCGCUGGGAUUGGUCUUAUUUACACUAAUCUGGUAACAGGGGUUCCAGCUGUUUUUGGACACUUUGUCACAAACUUACCUGCAUUCCAUCAAGUGCUGGUCUUUGUUUGCGUCAAAUCUAUCCAAGUUCCAUACAUUAGUGAAAAAGAACGGUUGGUCAUUAGUAGGGUAGGUCCAAAGGAGUGUUGCAUGUUCCGGUGCAUCAUCAGGUAUGGUUACAAAGAUCUGCAGCAAGAAAACUAUGAUUUCGAAAACAGAUUGGUAUCAGGGAUAGUACAAUUUGUGGAAGCAGAAGAAGAUAGUACCUUAAAACCAACUUCUACACCAUGUGGAGAGUUGCGAAACUUGGAUAUUAAAACUUUUGAAGCUCAAGAUCACACAUUAACAGAUUCAAAGUUCAAGGAUAGCAAUAUUAUGGAGCAGUCUUGUUGUGAUAUUUUAGAGACAAAAACUGGUAUGGAGCAUUCGGGAAGUUCUCCCCUGAAGGAAGAGUCUCUGCAAAUAUUAAGAGCCAAAGAAUCUGGGGUUACUUUUAUUUUAGGCCAUUCUUAUGCAAAGGCAAAGAAAUCAUCUUCCAUUCUCAAGAAAUUCGCCAUAAAUGUCAUAUAUUCCUUUCUGAGCAAGAAUUGCAGAGAACCUGAUGUGGUACUGAAUGUGCCUCAUACUUCUUUGCUAGAAGUUGGUAUGGUUUAUUAUGUCUAACUUCAUAAUAAGAGUAAAUGUACAUUAUCCCAAGGGAAGGACCCUUACAUGUGAACAAACAGAGCGAGUAAAGCAUCCCAGUAUUUGUCCCAUUGGUUGGUGUAUUAUCCCCUAAUUAAAUAGCAAUGUUCAAAUCCCUCCUCUUUUAA